Molecule: messenger RNA, 1304 nt
Organism: Racocetra persica
Lineage: Eukaryota; Fungi; Glomeromycota; Glomeromycetes; Diversisporales; Gigasporaceae
Source: the annotation of a GenBank genome assembly
GAAUUCGAGAUCCUAUAUGCAAAGUGUUGGAUAAAAAUUUUAAUAUAACGAUACCAACACAAUGUCAGAAAGCAUUAAUACCAGCUAUUCUGGCUGGAAAAGAUAUUCUAGUUAGGGACAUUACGGGGUCUGGAAAAACGUUUGGUAUAGUUUUAGCAUUACUCAAUCAGUCUAGAAAACAAGUAUUUGUGAACCAUCCCACUAUGAAAAAACCCUGCGUAACUAGUAUAUUAGUCGUUCCCAGUCGCGAGUUAGGAUUUCAAAUUGAAAAUUGGAUACAUAUGCUAUUAAUUGAUUCCGGUUUGCCCUUGAAAUCAAUUAUUCAGGUCGUUGCAAAGACCUCUCAGCAGGAUGAGAUCAGGCAAUUGGAUGAUUUGAACAACACUCCUCCACAUAUAUUAGUAGGCACUGCAACAAGACUCAGUGACCUUACCGCAGAAGGUUUAUUAACUUUUUCCAACCUAAGGACUCUUGUGUUAGACGAAGCAGAUCAUCUAUUAAGACUUCCCACUAAACAUGCACCGUUAAAGAGGAUUCGAAACAGACUGAUUCAUCCAAAGCCGGCAGAAUUGUUAACUCGAAAAAUUUUCGAGCAGGCUAGGCCUCAACUUGUGGUGUCUUCGGCUACUCUAAAUCGCGCAUUACGAUUUUAUUUUAAAGAUAAUGAGUACUCCGAAGAUCCAAUAUUUGUUGAUAUGACACAAGGAACCUUAUCACCACCGACGAUCGAACAUUAUUGUCUUUUGGUUUCAUCAAAAGAAAUCAAGAAUAUAACAUCAGCUGAUUUUUCGGAUGGGCAUAAUAAAUGCAAUGUUAAAAGUUUUGAGGAACGAACACAGGAUUUCGAUGAUGAUGAUGACCGGAUGCUGGAUAGUGUUGCUGGCGCAAUUGAGCUUGAAAAUGUGCAAAGUGGCUUGAUCUUUGUGAAUAAUAAAAUCAAUGUACCAGUGGUGAUCGAACGUCUUAAACAGUUUGGCGUAACUGCAAAGGAAUUAGCAACUUCGUUUAUAAACAAAGAAAUCAAGAGUUCCCCAUGGAACAAUCCGUCAGAAUCAACAUCAGGGACAAUAUUCGUCGCUCCUGAAUAUACUGCCCGGGGUAUUGAUAUCUCUUCUGUAUCGCACGUAUUUAUUUUGGGUAUGCCAUCUUCAUCGACUGAAUAUUUGCAUAUGUCUGGACGUACUGGAAGGAUGGGUCGUAGUGGAAAAGUUAUUACCAUUAUAAGAGAAGGUCAAAAAAGAUUAGCAAGAUCAAUGUUUUCCUUGCUAAAUGUGAUUCCGAUUCCUUAUCCACAUGUGCAAUAG